GCCGCCACCGCUGCUGCCCCCUCCCGGGGCUUGGUGGGUGUGAGUGUGGGGGGCCGGGAAUCCCCCGCACAGACCCCACCCCUCACAUGCGCAAAGAGACACGCGUACAUGCGAAUACCCACGGGCGGGCACACGUCCAUGUUCACAAUUUACACAGUCACACACAACACCCACUCAAAAUGUACGGACAUGCAGACGCAAAAUCGCAUACACGUUUACACCCACAGCGUCGUUGUAGAACGCACAGACCCUGAGACAGGUACAUACACCUAGGUAUACGGUUUACACAGCCACAAGAAUUAUACCACACGCGCAGAUUCGCACACUCGCACACACACAUCAGUCAUGUAGGUACAGUUGCCCAGCGUCUUCGGCACAUAGAUGUACCCACGGGUUCAGAACUGCACAACCAACCAGACUCCCACACUCAGGCUCAAAGACCGACCCUAAGGCACUUUUACACACACACACACACACACACACACACACACACACACACUCACACUUGUUAGCCCCCAACGGGCUGAAAGUUUGCAGGAGGGACGGGAGACAAAGGUGCAGGAGAGAAGCAGGAAACCAGGGGACUGGAGACUAUGGGCCGCCUCCAUUUGGCGUGAUUGGGAGUUGGACUGGUUCUUUGGGCUCUCUCCCCACCCCCACCUGCGUCGCCGCUGCCUGUCGUCCCCCUUCCCCCUGCCCGCGGUUCCCGUGGUCGCUGCCGCAUGUCCCCCCUUUCAGUGUAGCCACCGAGCUGGAACGCAGCCCUUCCCGGCGUGCUGCGGGAUCCCUCCGCGGGUCACAUUCCAGCCUCCAAGUGGGGGGUGGGUGGAGGGGGAGAAUGGAGAAGGCUCCCAACUCUAGGGUUGGGAGAUAGGAUUCCUGGUUUCCCCCAGCAGGUGCGACAGUUCAGGGUAUCCCCCAGAGUCCCAAGGGUUGCUGGAGGAGGGGCUGUUGAGGGUGGCCAGUUCCCUUACCUGGUGAAUCCAGAGAUGGGGUAGGGGCUGGGGGUUAGAUCUGCUUUUCCCCCUGAGGAAGAGAAGGGGAUCUCCAACAGAGGCAGGUAUUCCUUCUGGCCUUUGGGAGUGGAAGAAUCUUGGAGAAGGUGGGGUGGGGUUCCUUUGGCUGUGGUGGGAGAAUCCACCCAUGUCUUCCCAGGGUGGCCCACAUUCCUAGAGGUUCUGAAAUGAGCCUGAUGAUCUCAUCCCUCCACACGGGGGCAGGGGGUGACAGAUAGAACCUGUGCUGGGAAUUGGGGGGUCUGGAUUUUCAGUGUGACUCUGGUAUGGGCUCUGGUGACCUUGAACAGAUUGCUUUCACUCCUCUGGACCUCCUGGCUCCCACGGAAGGGCCUGUCUGUGAAAUUAGGGGGGCAUAGCUUAGGCGACUUCUGGGACCCUUACGGUUCUGUCUAGCCAUUUUAUGGAUAGAGAAGGUGGGCUUGUCUAAGGUCAUGUGCUAGUAGCGGUUUGAAGAAUAACAGUGAUGAUCAAAAUAACAGUAGGAAAAGGGUUAAUUAUGUGCUGGUAGACUCUGAGGAUUCCUCAGAAAGUGGAUUGAUGAGAGACUCCAGGACCCUCCAGUAGUCUCCCUGUCCCAGCAAUCCUGAAAUCCAUCUGACCACCUGUCUCUCUUAGAUUCUGCACCAAGGGGUGGGGCUGGGGCUCUUCCCUUGCUUUCCCGUGGCCACUCUAAUCUGAUGGUUUCCUGAGAACCAACUGUGGGUGCUGACUUGUGACCAUUUGUGGUAGGAGAGAGAGAGAGAUGAGAGGGCUAGGUUUACAGUCUCUUGCCCACUAGUCCCUGUGCUCUUACAGUUCCUGCUGCAACUCAGGCACCAACCAGGCUUUAAGGUGGUCCUAAGAAACCAGAAAGCAAUGUCAAGACAACAGAGAAGCUCUGCCAAGGCUGAGAGUGACAAACGUCUAAGUGUGGGGUCCGGCCAGGGGCCAGGGUCUGUAGUGGAUGAGCACCAGGACAAUGUCUUCUUCCCCAGUGGGCGACCGCCUCACCUCGAAGAGCUGCACACGCAGGCCCAGGAGGGGCUCCGUUCCCUCCAGCACCAAGAAAAACAGAAACUGAAUAAAGGUGGUUGGGACCAUGGAGACACCCAGAGCAUCCAGUCCUCCCGGAUGGGGCCAGAUGAAGACAGCAUCUCUUUCUGCAGCCAGACCACAUCCUACACGGCUGAGAGCUCCACAGCAGAGGACGCUCUCUCCAUCCGCUCAGAGAUGAUCCAGCGCAAAGGGUCCACCUUCCGACCCCAUGACUCAUUUUCCAAAUCGUCCGGGAAGUCGGGGCGGCGAAGGCGCGAGAGGCGGAGCACGGUGCUGGGACUGCCGCAGCACGUGCAGAAGGAACUCGGUCUGCGGAACGAGCGUGAGGCACCAGGUACCCCUCGGCCUCCUGGUCCUCGGGAUGCCGUCCGCAUCCCCACGGUGGAUGGCCGUCCAGCGGGCCCGGCCUCAGGGACAGGGGCCCGGGUGUCCCUGCAGGCGCUGGAGGCACGGGCCCAGGCCGGUGCCGAGGCCGAGGCCAUGCUGCAGCGCCACAUCGACCGCGUCUACCGGGAUGACACCCUCGUUGGGCGGUCCACAGGAGCCCGGCCCCCGCCAGUGAUACGGCCCAUGUCCUUAGCGGUGCCCGGACUGACAGGAGGGGCAGGGCCUCCAGAACCCCUGAGCCCAGCCAUGUCCAUCUCGCCCCAGGCCACCUACUUGUCAAAACUGAUUCCGCAUGCUGUCUUGCCGCCCACGGUGGACGUGGUGGCCCUGGGCCGCUGCAGCCUGCGCACACUGAGCCGCUGCAGCCUGCUGUCGGCCAGCCCGGCCUCUGUCCGCUCGCUGGGCCGCUUCUCCUCGGCCUCCAGCCCGCGGCCCCGCAGCCGCCAUCCUUCCUCCUCCAGUGACACCUGGAGCCACUCUCAGUCCUCUGAGACCAUUGUGUCUGAUGGCUCUACCCUCUCCUCUAAGGGUGGCUCUGAGGGUCAGCCCGAGGGCUCUCUGGCUAGCAGUAGCGCGGCACCCCCUCCCCAGGCGGGCAGUGGGAGGGGCUCUCCCAGUGGGGGCAGCACUGCCGAUGCCUCCGACACUGUCAGCGUUCGGAGCAGUGGGCAGCUGUCCGGCCGGAGCGUGUCCCUCCGUAAGCUGAAGAGGCCCCCCCCACCUCCCCGCCGGACCUACUCACUCCAUCAGCGGGGCUCAGCAGCACCCGACGGGCCCUUGGGGUUGCCGCCCAGGCCUGAGCGGAAGCAGCAGCAACAGCUGCCUCGGCCACCCACCACUGGUGGGGCAGAAGGGACGGGGGCAGCUCCGUGUCCCUCCAACUCAGCAGGCACCUGGGUGCCUGGCUUGUCUCCAGGUGGCUCCCGGCGUCCCCCACGCUCCCCAGAACGGACGCUCUCACCCUCCAGUGGGUACUCGAGCCAAAGUGGUACUCCUACCCUCCCUCCUAAGGGUCUAACAGGGGCCCCUGCUUCCCCAGGCAAGGCCCAACCCCCUAAACCAGAACGUGUCACUUCCCUUCGUUCCCCUGGGGCCUCUGUCUCUUCUUCCCUCACAUCUCUAUGUUCCUCAUCCUCUGACCCAGCCCCCUCAGACCGGUCUGGUACACAGAUGUCGACUGCCCUGGGUGACAGGUUUGCCAUACCUCCUCACCCCAAGGUGCCCGCCCCUUUCUCCCCACCCCCUUCCAAGUCCAAGAGUCCUAAACAAGCUGCCCCCGCUCCUGCCACCCCUGCUGUGGUCCCCGGGCCGGUCUCUACUGCUGAUGUGAGUCCCGAGCCCCCACCAACUCCGCAGACCUCCCUGACCCCGCCACAGGAGUCACCCAGUGCCCCCAAAGACCAGUCACCCCCACCGUCCCCACCUCCAUCUUAUCAUCCUCCCCCCCCACCCACUAAGAAGCCUGAGGUCGUUGAGGCCCCAUCUGCCCCAGAGACUGCUGAGGAGCCCCUCCAAGACCCCAACUGGCCCCCACCCCCGCCUCCUGCACCGGAGGUGCAGGACCUUUCCAUGGCUGACUUCCCCCCACCUGAGGAGGCCUUUUUCUCUGUGGCUGGCCCUGAGCCUGCAGGCCCUUCAGGCCCCCCAGAGCCUGUUAGGUCCCUGGCUGCUUCAUCCUUCUCAGUUGCUGUCUCUUCCCAGAGCCAGCUUCACGGUUCCCCAGACCCUCCUCCGGCUCCACCAGCCCCACCUCCAGCUGGUUCUGUCUCGGGGCUUUUGGCCAAGCUCCCACGGAAGGAACCGGUGGGCUGCAGCAAAGGCAGCGGGGUUCCCAGGGAGGAUGCUGGCGCACCCCUGGUCACGCCCUCACUCCUGCAGAUGGUUCGGCUGCGCUCUGUGGGCGCUCCUGCGGCUGCUGCAACCCCGGCCUCCGGGCCGUCAGCCCCCCAGAAGCCGCUACGAAGGGCCCUGUCAGGGCGGGCCAGCCCAGCGCCUGCCCCCUCCUCAGGGCUCCAUGCUGCUGUCCAACUCAAGGCCUCCGGUCUGGCUGCCAGCAAGGACCCUGCGAGUGCCCAGCCCAAUGGACCGCCUGAGGUGGAGCCACGGUCUCCCCAGUCCCCUGCCUCUAUGGCCAGCUUCAUAUUCUCCAGGGGCACCAAGAAGCUGCAGCUGGAGAGGCCAGUGUCCCCUGAGACCCAGGCUGACCUCCAGCGGAAUCUGGUGGCCGAACUUCGGAACAUCUCAGAGCAGUGGCCACCCCAAGCCCCAAAGAAGCCACCUAAAGCUCCCCCACCCGUGGCUCGCAAGCCCUCUGUGGGGGUCCCGCCAUCCACCUCGCCCAGCUUUCCUCGGGCUGAGUCCCUUACUGCUCCUCCCACCAACGGGCUCCAUGCUGAAGACAGGACUAAGGGGGAGCUGGCGGAGAAUGGAAGUGUCAUGCAGCUGGUGGGCCUGGAGGAGCAGAAGCUGGGCCCACCUGGCUCAGACCCACAGAAAGAGCUGGUCUGACCGCCAGGCACCUCACUGGCACUGCUGACCCAUCCCAGGAAUACAAUCUCAGGGACCUGAGCAGCUCCAAGGAUGAGACGAUACGGCAGACACUUAACCUAGUAGAGAGGAUGCCUGCAGCCUUAACGUUCACAGCCUUCGAUAUUUAUGCAAGCCUGGUGUUGAUCCUGCCCUCCAAGUCAUCCAGCUCAUGCCUUUUCCUCCCUGGAUGGAUUCCCCUCUGGCAGCUGCUGCUUGUCUUGGCCUUAGCCUCAUCUUGAAGGAGGUAGCUGGUGGGAGUGGGUGGCUGCGCCCCCUGCUGGCCCUGAGGCCACACGGUUGGGAGGAGAGCGCCUCACAUGAAUUUUUCCUCCCCCCCCCCCCGCCCCAUGUCCAAAUCAUGCACAUACUGUAGUCCAGAAUCAAAGCACUUUUGACAAGUGGCUGCAUGUCCAUCCUCCAGGGCCCAUGAAGCCUCAUUCUAAGGGCCUGUUUACAUGGCGGCAGCAUCAGUCCCUGGUAGCCAGCCCAUAGCUGGGACCAGUCUGCUCCCUCCGAUCCAGUUUGCUCAUUUCCUAGUUCUUGGAGGUGGGCGAGUCAUUGUAUUCCCACAGGUUUCUCCAGGCUGGAGGUAGGAGCGGGGCUGUGGAAUUCCAAAGCACAAAAGGGGCAGCAGGGGUUAGCCCUCCUGUGCCUCAACUGACCACCAACCACCUGCCUUCCAGUUCUGCCAGGUGCUCCAUGCAGGGGACAAGAAGUGGGGACUGCCUGGGCCCAAAUGAGGGAGGGGGUGGGAGGGAGAAGAAGAGAGGAGGUCCACAGGCUCUGUCCUCAGAGAGUGGGAGGACAGAACAGGGAGGCCUCUCAGCGGGCACUUGGUAAUGCCAAGCAUCUGCCCCCUUGUUUCACUUGAUCAGGUUGGGGUGGGCAGGCAGGCGCAACACUUCAGAGGCAGGAGCCCAUGGGCUGUGGCAAAGCUGUGUCCCUUUCAGCUGUGCAGGAAGCCCUGAGGGAGGCGGGUGGAGGGUCUGGCCAGGGGAGCGCUUAUUUGGGCAGUGGGCCCAGACCUGGCCCUACAGAUUACAUUCUCUGACCUUUCUCUUUACUCGGUGCAUGUUCUUUCUGCAGCUGCCUUUCAGCACAGGUGGUUUCACUGGGGGGAGCUGACGCUGAGUGACAAGGAUGGGAAGGAAGCCAAAGGUGCAUUCUAUUCCAGACUCUUCCCUAGUCAGUGAAGGGGGUUCAGUGCUCCUAGGGAGCAGGCUGGGCGAUUGCCCCCUGGCCAUCAGCUUCUGCUACUGAGGUCUCCUCUAGGAAUUUUAAUGACCUAUUUUCAGCCUGUGGCUCCUACCUAGGUAAGCUGGCUUCCCCACUGGCCCCGGUGCCUCCCUUCACAGUAGUGUGACUGCCACCAGGGCCAUCCCUUCUGGCCUGAUCCUCUUUCCUCAACAGUGACUUGGGCUUGAGGAACCUCACUUUUAGCUGCUUCUGUGGAGAGGCUGAACCCCUCCCAGAACCAGAGCUGGGAACACAGGGGAUGUGGUAUGAGAGCCCAGGUUCCUGGGGCCCUCCCUCACUGCGGUCUUCUCCCUGUGGCUGUAAACCAGCGUUCUGUAAACCAAGGUUUCCCUUGCCCUUUGGGUAAUGGAGAGCGGCUGCUGGGUACAUGUCGCACCUGUCCAGUGAGCCGGGGAAAGAGGAGAGUCAGUCAGUAUGCACUGCUCUGCUCAGAGCUCCUGACCAGCCCCCUGGGAACCAAGACCAGGCCAAAGCCUCCACGAAAGAAACCUGGCCCUGGCAGCAGCCUUGGAGCUGUUGGAGAUGGAGAUGGGAGGGAGCCCAACUUCUGUGUCUCUUCCCCGCCCCCCCCCCCCCCCCAACGUUACUUGAGCUCCUUAUCCUCAGUUAGAAUCUUCUGAGCUUGUUUCCCCACUGGGUGGGACAGAGUACAAAGGAGAAGGGAGGAUCUAGAAGAGGCAACCCUUCUUUGUCCUCUGGGGUAAAUGAGCUUGACCUAGUGCAAAUGGAGAGACCAAAAGCCUCUGAUUUUUAAUUUCCAUAAAAAUGUUAGAGAGAGAGAAGUAUAUAUAUAUAUAUUUCUUUAAAUUUUUGAGUCUUUGAUAUGUCUAUACAAACAAUCCAUUCCCUCUGCCCUGAAGCCUGAGUGAGACACAUGAAAGAGCUGUGUGUGUGUGUUUCAUUCAAAGGUGUUAAUUAAAUGAUUAAAACGUG
Messenger RNA from Felis catus (domestic cat), 7160 nucleotides. It is a transcript of the gene NHSL3, whose product is annotated as KIAA1522 ortholog. Gene Ontology annotation, biological process: cell differentiation. The coding region runs from base 1875 to 4949 and encodes 1024 amino acids. The record is from RefSeq and is a predicted model, not a curated record. The transcript is spliced from 7 exons. Lineage: Eukaryota; Metazoa; Chordata; Mammalia; Carnivora; Felidae.